Molecule: messenger RNA, 2898 nt
Organism: Hyposmocoma kahamanoa
Lineage: Eukaryota; Metazoa; Arthropoda; Insecta; Lepidoptera; Cosmopterigidae
Gene: su(f)
Product: protein suppressor of forked
Exons: 15
Coding region: 180-1907 (575 amino acids)
Biological process (GO): mRNA 3'-end processing
Cellular component (GO): nucleus
Molecular function (GO): protein binding; mRNA binding
Source: RefSeq, a predicted model, not a curated record
CUCGCCUUGUGUUCAAUGUGUUCCUUUCGUUAGUUACUUGUGUUUGUUUUGUAUGAGAUACUAAUAUUAACCAACAAAAACGAGUGUUAUUUGCAAACUAAGGCAUAUAAUAAUAAUAUUUAAAUACCGAACCAUAACUUUCCUUUCAUUUAAAAUUUAUACAUAACCACAAAUUGAAAAUGACCACGACGACGCCGGCGGAAGAAAACCCUGAAAUUGACUGGGGAAAUGAUCGAUUGAUUCGAGCCCAACGAGCUGUUGAAGCUAACAUUUACGAUGUCGACUCGUGGUCUUUACUCAUCAGAGAGGCUCAGACUAGACCUAUACAGGAAGUACGAUCUAUGUACGAGAAGCUCAUCGCAGCCUUUCCGACUACUGGGAGAUUUUGGAAAAUUUUUAUUGAACAAGAGAUGAAAGCAAGGAACUUUGAAAGAGUAGAAAAGCUGUUCCAGCGCUGUCUUAUGAAGAUCCUGAACAUCGAGCUGUGGAGACUCUAUCUUAACUACGUGAAGGAGACUAAGUGCAUGCUACCUACUUACAAAGAGAAAAUGGCACAAGCAUACGAUUUUGCCCUGGACAAAAUAGGUUUGGACAUCCACGCGUACCCGAUCUGGAAUGACUACAUAACUUUUUUGAAAAGCGUCGACGCCGUCGGGUCUUACGCGGAGAAUCAGAAGAUUUCAGCUGUCAGGAAGGUGUAUCAAAGGGCUGUGAUCACACCGAUUAUUGGCAUAGAAACACUAUGGAAAGAUUACAUUGCAUUUGAACAAAGCAUCAACACCAUAAUUGUAUACUUCAAGAAUUCGUUUGAACUGUCAUGGAACAUGUCGGCACGUGACUGUUGUGUGAGCAAUCGGUUAAGCAAAGAAGUCGCCCGAGGCGCCACUGCAAGUGCGCGAGCGCAGCGCCGCGAGCAAGUGACGCACGCGCCUCCGCAAUCCCGCUACCACGUGUUCGUAGCAGCUGCAUUGAUGGAAUACUACUGUUCCAAAGACAAGAAUAUUGCAUUCCGCAUCUUUGAACUCGGAUUGAAAAAGUUCUCGCACAUACCCGAAUAUGUGUUGUGUUAUAUUGACUAUUUGUCACAUUUGAAUGAGGAUAACAACACACGGGUGUUAUUCGAGCGCGUUCUCUCAUCUGGAAGCCUUUCCCCAGAAAGCUCUGUGGACAUAUGGAAUAGGUUUCUUGAGUUCGAAUCAAAUAUUGGCGACCUGCUCAGUAUUGUAAAGGUGGAGAAGCGCAGACAGGCUGUACUGGAAAAGAUCAAAGAAUUCGAGGGCAAAGAAACGGCCCAAUUGGUCGACAGAUACAAGUUUCUGGACUUGUAUCCUUGCAGCAUUGCAGAGUUGAAAUCUAUUGGAUACACAGAGGUGGCCUCCAUGUCCAACAAAUCGUGGGCUCUGGGAGGACCCUUGGCGAACGUAUCGCCUGAGCUGGCCGCUGUUAUCUUGGGACAGAAGGACCACGACCCUAACAAGGACAUAUUACGCCCGGACACGAACCAAAUGAUCCCUUAUAAGCCAAAAUCUAAUCCUCUGCCCGGUGAACACCCCAUUCCUGGCGGCACGUUCCCCGUGCCCCCCGCUGCGGCCCACCUGUGCACCCUGAUGCCGCCUCCGUCGAGCUACCGGGGGCCCUUCGUGGCCGUCGACAGGCUCAUGCAGCUCUUCAACCGCAUCUCGCUGCCCGAUAAACCACCACCGCCGACACAAGAGAACGGCUGCGACACCAAGCUGUUCGAUUUGGCUCGCUCCGUGCAUUGGAUCGUCGAUGACGACGGCAUUACUACCAUAUCUAAUAAGGCGCGUCGCAGAAAGGCAGGCGAGGACUCGGAUGACGAUGACCUCGGUGUCGCCCCUCCCGUCAACGACAUUUACCGCCAGAGGCAGCAGAAGAGGGUCAAGUAGGACAUUCAAGGGUCCGCCGCUCAAGGAGUUUUAAUUUGCAGUGUAUACAGAAGUAUAGAACUCUAAACGAGAUUGAAUGAUAUCUGUUAAGUCAAAUGUAUUCCCAAAUCCAUUUCCUAGGUUUUAAGAUUCGUAGAAGACAGUAAGGGUUAAAACCUACUUGUCAGUAUUGGGUUCAUAAAAGCAGUGUUUUUGGUAUCGACCCGCUUCCGCAUCAAGGGUCAAUUUAUAUUGCGACGGAAAGGAAUGGAAGCGAAUUUUUGUAACGAUCUUGUACAUAGCGUAAUGAACGUUAUGGUCAAUUGUGUAACGUUCAAAUUAGAUAGAUAGAGAACUAGCCAAAAAUCACGUCACGCGUCUUCUGCAGCAGCCGUGGGCGACGCCUGGCGAAUCUGCGUGAAGGCAGGCGUAGUGUGACGUCAAAGUCAGCUAAAUACUACAGUCUCAAGGCGCAGUCGCAAGAAAGCUUCCGUUCCGCCGCAAUGGAAAUUGCGCCUAAGGGCGACACUUUUUUCUGGACGCAAUCAGACAUCAACUAUUUGUGCAUUCCGGAAUAAACUUAUCCUACAACGUGGAGAGUAAAACAACUAGAACUAAACGGUGUAUCGGGCAACCUAUCACAAAAUCGAUUUUUUUGCCGAAGUAAUGUUUGUUCGAAUUUUUAUUACACCGAUAUCCGAAUUAUAACGAAACCGUUGUUCUUUCAGGAUAUGUUGCAUAUUUAUCGCAAAGACACGAUUAAGUUCGGUUUGGUUAGGUUUAACAUUACUUUCGAGUUUAUGAAAAUUCAAAGUGUAUCUUAUUAUUGAUAUAAAGAUCGAACAAACACAGAAAAAAGUCCUUCGAUCCAGCCGGAUACGAACCAGUGUCUGUCGCCUAACAUGGCUACGGAUCGAGCCAGCUGAUCUCACGAAUUUGUCUAUGUGCUUGUUGCGGAUGGUUUAUGUUCGAUUUAAUCUGCUUGUUUGCCAAAUAUCUUUGUGUCAAUAAU